AUGUACGAAAGAUAAAGUUCCAGUUGGAUUUAAAGAGGUUUUAAAUACUUAAUUAAUAUAUUUAAUCUCAGAGAUUUUAAAUAUCACUACAAAUAAAAUGUUGAGAUAAUAUUAGAUGCUGGAUCUCCUAUUACUUAUUGGAAAUCUCCAACUCAUAAUUUAUAUUCUCUAAAUGCUAAAGAUAAUCAAAACUGCAAUAAAUUAAUUCUUAAAUUAGAUAAUAUUUAUCUGUAUUCCUUAAAAUUAUAUUUAAUUUUUUCACCUGAUGAUAUUAAUCUACCUUGA
This is a messenger RNA of Paramecium sonneborni, 285 nucleotides long. The record is from the annotation of a GenBank genome assembly. Lineage: Eukaryota; Ciliophora; Oligohymenophorea; Peniculida; Parameciidae.